AUGUCAAACGUCGGGAAAAUUCGGCUUAAAUCCCUUGUUGAGCUACAAGCCACAACAAAAAUAAAUGAAGCCUUAGGGAAAUCAGUCAGUCAAUCAAUCGACGUCGGAGAGAAAACCCCUGAGAAGAAAAACCCGGGAAAAUCAACUGGUGCUACAACCACGAGGAAAAACAAACCGAAAGUUGUUCAAAAAGCGGCUUCGAUUAUAGCAAAUACUACUAUUAAACGUUCGUCUAAGAAAACGCCACUUCCUGGGCAGUUGCGCAUCGAUUCCUUCUUCAAAAGCAGCGCGAAAAGCCUCAAGAUGGAGAACAAACCGCAUACAUCUCGGAUAGGGAUAGUUCCCAAGACAGCCAACAAGAAGCCAGCUCCAAAGUCGAACAAAGGACGCAAGCGCUUGUUCGACGAGGCGGCCACCACAUCAACAACGACCACAGACGGAUCAGACAUGGAACAUCUCACCAAGCGUGUCCAGCCGCCACGCAAAGCAAGGGGCAAGGAGAACACAAGUAUGACCGACGCGAAUGUCAUUGAUCUCUGCUCGGAUUCGGAGUCUGAGGACUCGGACGAUUUGAGAAACUUCAAAUUAGAACCACCAACAGAAUGCAAAACUCCCAAGACUGGGGAUAUUAAAGGAAAUCAGCUCAGCCCACGGAUAGUGAACGAAGCAUGUCCGUCCUCGCCAAUGGUUUCGAUUCCCAGUGAACUCCUCCUUGGAGAUGUUUCCAUUAAGGAAAAUCUGCUCAGUCAGUCCUCACGCUCCACCACAGUGGCUCCCCACGAAAGUCCCAGUACAAAUGCUUCGCCCAAGAAAAAGGUUGCGUCAGUUUCAACCGUUGUUUCUAAUCGCAAUAAAAGGGCCAAUAGAAGGGGUGUCCUGGCAGCAGGUACGUCACCGCCAAUUCCCAAUAAAAAAGGUUUCCUUGCUUCACUGUCAGUUCCGAAUGAACCUGGAAACCCAGACACUUCGUCCGAGAAAAUUGUGUCCAAUGGACGUAAGCAGAGGACGCCCAAACCAUGUCCGCCCUAUAAAGUUGUUGAGGGCACACACUUUUGUGUCGAUGGCUUCCAGUUUGGAGUCAUACCAGGCGUGACUCAUUAUUUCCUAACCCACUUUCAUGCGGAUCAUUAUAUUGGUCUGACGAAGAAGUUUGCAUUUCCACUGUUCAUGAGUCCCCUAACGGCUCGCCUGGUGCGAGCAUUCAUAAAAAUAGAUGAGAUGUACAUCCAUGAGAUUGAUGUGGAUCAGACCAUUCUAGUGGACAACAUCCAGAUCACCGGCAUAGAGGCAAAUCAUUGUCCGGGAGCCCUUAUGUUCUUCUUCAAGAUGUCUUCAGGUGAAUGCAUUCUCCACACGGGUGAUUUUCGUGCCAGCUUCGAAAUGGAAUCGCUACCGAUAUUUUGGAACAACAUCGAUAUAGAUCUGCUCUAUUUGGACACCACAUAUCUCAGUGGGAACUAUGAUUUUUGCCACCAGACCGAAAGUGUCGAUAGAGCGGUGUAUAUGGUGCAGAAAUUCCAUGAAAGGUAUCCAGGAAAACGCAUACUCUAUGUGUGUGGCUCCUAUGUUAUAGGAAAAGAAAAGAUUUGGCUGGCUUUGGCCGAAAAAUUCUCGUUGACUGUCUGGACAGAGGCACAUCGUCGCAUUGCCAUCGAUUGUCUGGAGUGGCCUGACCUCCAAUCGCGACUGAAUGACGAUCCAUACCAAGCCAAUUUGCAUGUUAUAGGCAUGGGAAAAGUUACCUAUUUGGUUUUGGCAGAGUAUUUUAAGCAAUUCGAAGAUCAAUACGACAUGCUACUGGCCAUUCGUCCUAGUGGCUGGGAGAAGAACAGCAAGCCCUCCUAUGGGAAGCGCAUCAGCAUAAUUGGCAUUGAGUACUCGGAGCAUUCCAGCUACAAGGAGCUCGAGCGCUUUGUGCGUUUCAUUAAGCCCAGGCGGAUUAUCAGCACUGUUCCGGUGGGCAGGGAUCUAUUCGUAACUGGAAAGGUGCCAGCCAAAUGGUAUCAGUUCAAGGGACAUCUUUCUCUGAUGACCAGAGGAUAUCAACCAUCAAUAUCGACGUUUCUGGCCACACCAAAUCGUAAAAAGCCGCCAUCAAGAACUGAAAUGGCACUGAGUCCAGUGGACGAAAACAAAACUGAUUGGGAAACUACUGUCCAAGAUCAUGUGACCAUUUCAUCUAGCAAUUCGGAAAAUAGCACUAUCAUCGAAGGAAUUCAGAAUAAAGAAUCUCAUGGUGAUGGCAGCGAUGUGCCGCUGCACAAGAGCGAAAGUCCGGUCAAGUCUAAGCCCAGUACAGAUGAAGAAGCCUUACUCAACAGACUUACAUCUGAUGCUUCCGAUGACUGGCUGGCGGAUUCAUAGAAAUAUCUCGCCCCAUCUUUAAUCAUUUUUAAUUUUGUUUGUAAAUAAGUAAUAGUUUGCCUGUUAAAACCUGUUACCAUUCUCAGGCUAGUUUUGUUAAUUCAAGGACCCUUAUAGAGUACAAAGUAUGUGGAGCUUACACUUUCUUUUAUAUAUUUCCAACUUGUUAUUAUAUAUGUAUACAUUCCACUAAAUCCACCUUAAUAUUCAAAUAGUUAUUCUGUGUGCAAGCUGCUACCUCACUACUCCAUGUACAUUCUACAAUAAAUUAAAUUAUAGUUUAUAUAAAGAAACAACUAAAUGUAGUAUAUAAGUAUAAGUAUAAAUGUGAAUAACAAUCAACAUAGGCCAUUUGGGUAGGCUAAAAUUAUUCAAUGCUAAAGAAUGAAUGAGUUUUGAUUACUUUUUCACUGAUAUGUUCGAUGCAAGUGUGGGAUAAAU
Drosophila persimilis is the source of this 2805-nucleotide messenger RNA. It is a transcript of the gene Snm1, whose product is annotated as DNA cross-link repair 1A protein. Bases 1 to 2364 code for a protein of 787 amino acids. Gene Ontology annotation, biological process: double-strand break repair via nonhomologous end joining; interstrand cross-link repair; protection from non-homologous end joining at telomere. Gene Ontology annotation, molecular function: 5'-3' DNA exonuclease activity; damaged DNA binding. NCBI's taxonomy places the organism in Eukaryota, Metazoa, Arthropoda, Insecta, Diptera, Drosophilidae. The record is from RefSeq and is a predicted model, not a curated record. The transcript is spliced from 2 exons.